Molecule: messenger RNA, 456 nt
Organism: Phytophthora infestans T30-4
Lineage: Eukaryota; Oomycota; Peronosporomycetes; Peronosporales; Peronosporaceae
Exons: 1
Coding region: 1-426 (141 amino acids)
Source: RefSeq, a predicted model, not a curated record
AUGGCACUGUUGGUGUCAGCCCUGCAGUUGGUCUCAUGGCUCGCCGAACAGGCGCUGGCGUUAGCGCUGCACCUCGCUCCAGCUGCUGCGUCCCUCACGACCUUAAGUGCCAUCGUGUUGGUCUCGGCCUUGACGACGCAGGCACUGGAGCAUGGUAUGCUGGCGUCAAUGCACCGCUCCAAGUGGCGCAAGAACUCGCAUUACGGUGAUCUACGCCGCGACUUCUACCGCGGCUAUUGGCUGCUAACGCUGAUCUACGUGAUCGGAUCGGCACUGUGGAUUUAUUUCACCGAGAGGACUGGGUCUCGCGUCCUGUACGGGUCCAUCUUUUGCGUUCUGUGGUGGGGCGUUCAGCUAGCGAUGGUCGUGGCACUGACCCCGAUCGACGAGAUGCUGGCCAAAAUCAAGACGGCGAUCAAGUGGUGAAACGAGUGACGCAUCGAGGACAUACUGCGU